This is a messenger RNA of Portunus trituberculatus (swimming crab), 6753 nucleotides long. RefSeq lists its product as uncharacterized. The transcript is spliced from 2 exons. NCBI's taxonomy places the organism in Eukaryota, Metazoa, Arthropoda, Malacostraca, Decapoda, Portunidae. The record is from RefSeq and is a predicted model, not a curated record. Bases 1115 to 1783 code for a protein of 222 amino acids.
CCUUUAGCCCAUAAAUUCUCGUGAAAAGCCCACAUGGUAUAAAAAAAAAAACAUUCAGGUUGGUAGAUUUUGCUGUGCUUUAAAUUAAUCUCCUAACCACUUAGAAAUGGACCAUUUUUUGUAUUCUAAAAAAUUAAGGUAAAGAGUGAAUAUGAGUCCCGCAGUCUUACUUUCAAUUCUUUUGUCUAAAAUAGAGCCUAGAUCUAAAACCAAGAAUCUUGAUCUUGAUGCAACAGGUGUCUCAGGACUACUCCAAAGGCCUUUGGAUUGGCAACACCUGUAGAGGGAAAAUACUACAAGCAGGAGGAAAAGAAAAAAAGAGCAGUAUCCUAUUCACAAUAGGAAGCUGCAUUAAAUCUUGAUCUUGAUCUUAAUGGUGUGGAUUGCUCCAGAGCCAGGGGUGGGAUUUUCAAACGUUCGUAAUGAUAGGUAAAACCAUCUUAGCACUAAAGUUACCAUAACCCUCUCGUAACUCACGUAAGAUGUAUUUCCUAAAGACCUUAGCGCUGUGUUUACGGUUUUCAGACUGCCAUCUUUUCAAAGGCUGAGAAUACAUAAUCAGUAAAUGCUACUUUUAACUUUUCCUGAACUUUAUCUGCACUUUCCUGAUCUUCCUCUCCCAACUCCAAAUGCAGUGCAAGAGCAUCAUCUUCCAAGUACAAUGAAAUGAAACUGGCUAAAUCUGUUAUUUUCUAUAGUUUAGCCACUAAGGUUACCUUUUUCAGCUGUGACACAACUUCGCCUUCGCUAGUGAAAGGAUGAAUCUUCAUAAUCAUCGUAAUCUUUGCCACCAUACUCACUUGAAAUAGGCCUAGAUAGCUUGUUGUAAGACCAUGGUGAUGGAAGCUUUGGCUGAAUUACGUAGUGAUAUGGAUAAAUUAAAGGAAGAGAAGAGAUUGGGCCCCAGCUGUGGUGCUGAUGAUGUCAUGGCUCCAGAUGUUGUAAACAUUAGGCUAGCUGGCCAGGAAGUGCCUACUUUGAGCUCGCCCACUGGGUUUUCUGGUUUUGCUCCAGCCGUGCAUUGUAUUUCUAGUGAUGACAGUGACUCUCAGGACGACGUGCAGCGUGACAGUGUCUUCCUGCAGUCCGCCAGGGCUUCGGUCCCGUGGAUGAGAUGUCUGCUGGCAUUGACAAGCAUGUCGCCGAUAUGGUUAACCAUUCGUUUGACAAUGGCUUGCGAGAGGAGAAGUACAAAGAGAUUUUGGAUGACGUUGCUACCAAGAGACCGGACAACUGUCAUGCUUUGGCACCAGUGGACUGUAACUCGCAAGUUUUGGAUGCACUAAAAACUGAUGCCAAGAAAGCUGACUUUCGUAUGAAAGACGUCGGUAAAGACAUUAUCAAGGCUGCCACAAUUUUGACAAAGUCCCUGAUGAUGCUAGAAAAGAUUGUCCAAACUGGACAGCCAGAUGUAGCCCAUGAAGUGGGCAUGCUUAAUGGUGAUCUUGCACUACUGGGUAAUGCUAAUCAUAAAAUCAACUUGGCACGCCGGUUCAUCAUCAAGCGUGAAAUCAACCAGAAGGAUGCUCACCUGUGUUCAGACAAGGUGCCCAUGAUUUAUCUUCUGUUUGGUGACGAUGUCUCGCAAUCUGCCAAGCAUGUUGAGGAGUCAGAGAAGUUAAGGAGUAAGAUUGCGACGAGGAAACCGCUCCCUACGUGGAAGUACGGUACUAGCAAGUUUAGAGGCUCUUUUGGAAAAAUGCCACACACAGGUUUUAUGUCCAGGUUCCACCCAUAUGGUCAACGGACGUUUGGACACUGGAGUGAGCGCCGGCAAACCUGAGGGCAAGGUUCAGAGGCAAAAAACUCCCAAGGCCGGGGUCACAAUCCCAGCAAUAACUGAGGUGAGUCAUCAAUUCCAAGCUGGCAGACUUAACAAUUUUGUGCAUGAGUGGCAUAACAUUACCAGUGAUCCAAAUGUUUUAGAUAUUGUUGAACAUUGCCAUCUUGACAUUAAUGUUGCUAGCAUUGAUUCCUUAUUUGCUGAGGAAGUUGAGUAUGUAGAGGAAAAGAGAUUUGUUUGCCAGGAAAUUGUACAGCUGUUAGAUCUUAAGGUUAUCAAGGAAACACAGACAGGAGGGGCAAAUUCUUUCCCCUAUUUUCUUAUGGAGGAAAAAGGAUGGUGAUUUUAGGAUGAUCCUUAACCUAGCAAAACUUAAUGAAGCCAGUUUUUGCUGUACUAAGAGAGAAGGGACAUAUCAUCACGAGUUUCAUUGAUGAUACUCUUUUUUGCUACAGUACUUUUGAUGUAUGUUGUGAGAGUGUGCAUGCCACUGUUGAUUUGCUCAGAAAAUUAGGGUUCUGUUUCAAUGAUGGUGAAUUGGUAUUGGUACCCACAACACGCUUGGAGUAUUUGAGGAACAUUAUAGAUUCAGAGACCAUGACAGUGACAUUACCUAAGUGGAGGAAACUCAAAAUAAUGCAAAACUUCAAGGAAUUGUUUCAUAGUGACAGAGCAAAAAUCCGGAGGGUGGCCAGAGUCAUUGGGCUUUUAGUUGCAGCCAUUCCAGCACCAGAGAUGGGGAAACUGCAUUAUAGAUAAUUGGAAUCUGCUAAGAUUGCAGCUUUAAAGGAAGAAAAAGGAAAUUUUGACAAAUGGAUGGCUGUCCCUCAUGAAAUGAAGUUGGAUUUGCAUUGGUGGUUAUCUCACAUUGCAGUGCAAAACAGACAGAUUUUUCAGAAAGGUACAAAACUGGACUUGUAUACUGAUGCGUCAAAUUUAGGUUGAGGUAGCCAACUUAAUCGACAACAAAUUAAUGGGAUAUGGUCCUUAACAGGAAUUGAAUUGCACAUCAACGCAAAAGAACUCGAAGCCAUCUUCCUGGCAGUGCACUCAUUUGUACAUCUGCUCAAAGGACGACACGUUCUUUUGUUUUGUGAUAAUAUGAGAGCAGUCAACUGUCAAUUAAAUGGGCGGCAAAAAGUCUUCAUUGUGUAAUGACAUAUGUCUUGAACUUUGAGAUUGGUGUUCAGUGAAUGAUGUCUGGCUUACCUGUUCUCAUGUACCAGGUAAAGUUAAUCUCAUGGCAGACACUGCAUCUCAGACAUUUAAUGACAGGCAUGAGUGGAAGUUGAAUGAAAGAAUUUCUAGGGACCUUUGUGAGAUCUUUGGAGUUCCAAGCAUUGAUCUCUCUGCUUCCAGAUUGAAUAAACAAGUGCCUCGUUUCUACUCCUGGAAACCUGACCCAGACGCAGUACAUUUUGAUGCUUUUUCCAUACUAUGGUCACAGUUUGACCUAAUCUACAUUUUUCCAUCCUUUGCUUUGAUUGCCAGAUGCCUACAGAAAAUUCGAGCAGAGUCAGCAAGGGGGUGAAUGGUGUUGCCACUGUGGCCGUCCCAGCCAUGGAUUGGGCCUCUCCUCACUUUGCUCAUAAAGGAAUCCCGGCUAAUUCCGAAGGGGGCACACGUAUUGCGUCACCCAUCAACAGAGGAGGAAUACCCCAUCCUGCAACACACCUGCCUGAUGGCUUGUCUCUUGUCUGGCGACAUCUGUGAGACAAAGGCAUUUAAAGGUGCAGACAUCAUCGCAUGGCCUCUUGGAGACCUGGGACUGCGAAGCAGUAUUAGCCACAUGUCAACAGGUGGCUACAGUUUUGCAAUAGCUGGAAAAUCGAUCCCCUUACUCCCACUGUAACUGAUGUUGAGAGUUUCUUGUCUGUCACUUUCCACAGAGGUGUGGGUUAUACCUCCGUCAAUAUUGCAAGAGGCACUCUCUCCUCACUGAGGAUUAUUGUGGAUGGCUGCAAGCAGAAAACUAUCCUCUUGUCAACAGGUUCUUGAGAGGAGUUCUUAACUUGAGGCCAUUGUCACCAAGGUAUGUGGAAACUUGGAACGUCCAGCAGGUGCUCCAGCAUCUGCAUGCCAUGGAACCUUUGUGCUCCCUCUGCCUAAAGAACCUAACGCUAAAGCUUGUGAUGUUAAUGACACUCAUGCAAGCUGCCAGAGUAAAAACCCUACACUGCUUAUUGCUGAAGGAUAUUCGUGUCAGACAUUCGUAUCAGAUUCUGUUUGUAUUUGGUUAGGGGAAAACAAACAAUGUCGACCAAAGUUCAAUGUGCGGUUUGUGACCUUUCAAGCAUACUCCAUAGACAAAAGAUUGUGUGUGUGAAACUUUGAAAAUGUAUAUUGCUAGAACAGAAGAGUUCAGAAGUGUUGAGAAUUGGGAGAAUGGGAAACUACUCCUUAGCUUUAUUAAGCCACACAAACAUGUGAAGAAAGACACUGUUGUGAGAUGGAUUAAAACAGUGCUUAAUAUGUUGGGCAUGGACACUGACAAGUAUUCGGCUGACAGCGUUCGGCCUGCAGCAGUGUCAAAAGCCAAGGCCAUGGCUGUACCAAUUAAGCACAUCAUGGCGAAGGCUGGGCUGUCCAGGGAAGCCACCUUUGCCAAGUAUUACAACAAGGAGAUUGUUCCGGUCCAUGACCCUUUCCAAGAUGCUGUUCUACACUAGUCUGUAAGUCCUGUUUGGGCUGGAAGUGUUAUAUUUAUUGUAAACUGUUACAUGGCUAUGUAAUUUUGUUACUAUAUUGGAGUUUAGUUCUUGCUUGUCUUAUUUCUCCACUCUCCCAUCUGUACUUAAUUCCCAUUUCUUGUAGUACAACACCCACAUGGCUUCAAAACCUCAUGGGCAAAGCGAUCUCUAGCAGAGGUGUGAUUUGCUGACGUAAAAUUAAUGAAGUACAUGAGACUUACUGCAGGUCAGUUGAAAUGUCCUUCCAAUUUUAUGAAGCAAAUCACCUCUGCUAGAAGGGAGCUUUCACAUGCCCACCUCUCCCACCUUACGCUAUGCAGCGUCUCGUGGUGUAAGUAAUUCCAGCAGUAUGAAAUGUUCCCUUACUUCUCAUGUGGAUGGUCGUACUCUAAAGUCUGGUGGCGCGAAGCAGCAAAGUGUAUCUCAUGUGAAAGUUCCCUUCUAACAGAGGUGAUUUUCUUCAUAAAAUUUGAAGCAUAUUUAAACUGACCAGCGGUAAGUUUCAUGUGCUUUAUUAAUUAACCCAACAAACCCUCAACUACAUAAAUCCCCAGUUACAUUAAUCACACAACGAAUGAACCAAACAAACCCUCAACUUAUGAUUUUCCAGUUACAAUAAAACGUCUGCCAUUCCAUCUCCAUACUGUACCUUCUCCACUUACAUAUAUUCUCGAGCCAUUAUCAACACUCCUCCUCUUACUUUUUUUCUUCCUGUCUCUCCUCCAAACAUUAUAUCCAUAUUCUCUAAAAUUAACUUGGACAUUAUCACUUAGUUUUGUUUCUGUUAUGCACUCCACAUCUGGUCCUUUUUCCGUUAUAUAAUCUCUAACUUCUAGCAUUUCCAAAAUAAUUCCAUCAGUGUUUGUAUACAUAACUCUUAGUGUAUUUCUUCCCCUUCCCGGACAAACCAUUUCCUUAGUCUCAUGCGUAACACUCUCCAGUAGAAUUUCCUCUUUGCCUCUGUCCUCUCGUUUGUCGUUUUCUUAGCUUUAUUCCUCAGUUCCCUCUUUUUUUCCUUUCUUCCAGGUUCAUAUCUUUUUUAUCCAGAUGUUGUUAUAUUGUCUUUCCAGCCAGCUUCCCAGUCCUUGCUAAUAUUCCUUCAACUCCUACUUGAGCUCUCAUUUUAACUUUUAGUGGUCUUUAACUCGUAGUUACCUCACUAUACUUUCCAAGUCUACAUAUUUCUUCAGUUUUUUUUUUUUAUCACUAGAGUCUAGACCCUGUUCUACAUCCUGAACCAUUGAAAUACUAUUUUUUAACCAUUUCUUUUCUCCUCCUUUCACCUCACAAAUUUUGCUGGAUAUUUUUUCUCUGUGGCAGUAAUCAAAGCAGUUCUUAGUUUUCCACUUUAUUAUAACAGGGGGUAGGUGGGCGAACACAGGAGCCAGGCUUGGAGUAAUGGUGACGGCAACAGAAUCAACGACAGGGCGAGGCAGGCGAUUGGUGGUGUGGGACGGUCAGAGCUGCUGCCAAGGUAGUGGUUCUUCUCGCUAUACUGCUCCUCAACCUCCGCUUUCAUUCCUCACCUCCGCUCAAGCUCAUACAAAAAAUUAGUGCUUUACUCGUACACUUUCCCCCGCUCAAGCUCAUACAAAAAAUUAGUGCUUUACUCGUACACUUUCCCCCAAAUACCAUUACAAUGAUUUAAAAAUAUAGCUCAACAUACAUACAUCCUUAUGAAUGAAUGCAGACACAUUCUCUUGUAGUCCAAGUAUAACCAUACACUUCAUUUCGUCCACCGUGUCUCUCAUUAGCUCUUCCUUCUCUUUAAUCACUUGUAUAACUGUAUCCUUGGUUUUCUCCUGUAUCUGGUGUUCAACUACAUUUGCAAAGCUAACUUUUUCAUUUUCAUGUUCUUUUUUUCUAUGCCUCCUUCCACUCUUCUAAUUUUCUCUCAUUCAUUGCUCCUUCGUCUUUCCCCACCUUAGCAUCCACUUGUUCUCUUAUUAGCCUUUCAAAUGCCGCUUGGUUGUCUCCACCUUGGCAUCCACCUGGUCUCUUAGUCCUUCCAAUGCAACUUCAUAACUCUUGCACGUUUCCAUAAAGGGCACUGUUUUCCCUUUUAUUAUUUCCAAUGUUACUUUCAUCUCAAUUUCUCCUUCAGCCCCCAAUUUUCUUCGAACUGCUGAUCCUGUUUCUCCAGUAUUCCGGCUAGUAUUUCCCUUAGGUACCUAUCUAAUUUCUCUUUCCACUGCUAUUAUUUUUCUCAUGUUGGUCUUUUCCUCUCUAAAGCCAGAGAACUCCCUUGCACUUAGCCCCAGUGGAGUCUCAAUUAUCCUG